CGAUUGCUCUGGGUUUGAUUACUUCAGCCUGGCUGGCUUCUAUACCGUUGCAUAUCAUUUGUGUUCAGCUUGGGCUUUGUAACUCUUAUAUUUUGCAUUUAUAAAGUAAAUUGUACAUUAUUAGAAGAUGGCUGAUGAGGAGUUGGAGGCUAUCAGGCAGCAGCGUCUGGCAGAACUUCAGGCAAAACAUGGGGACUCCUCCAGUGAUCAAGGACAACAGGAAGCCAAGCAGAGAGAAACAGAAAUGAGGAACACGAUACUGGCCCAGGUUUUGGAUCAGUCGGCCCGUGCCAGAUUGAGUAACCUGGCGCUGGUGAAGCCUGACAAAGCAAAAGCUGUGGAGAAUUACCUGAUCCAAAUGGCCCGAUUCGGCCAGCUCGGGGGAAAGAUCUCGGAGUCCGGUUUAAUAGAGAUCCUUGAAAAAGUUAGUCAACAAACAGAGAAGAAAACAACCGUCAAGUUUAACAGGCGGCGAGUGAUGGACUCUGAUGAAGACGACGAUUAUUAAAAUGAGUAUUUGCUCCAAUCAGUAUGUGCUGGUGAGAGAUGACUGCGUUACUCUGGAUCUCGAGAAGCACCGGUGUCUGACCAAAGGCCUGAUCUGUGGAGAGCAUCCUGAGGAAAAAGACUCCUGUUCCUUUGGACACACAAGAACUUCUGAUUCAUGUUGUUUCUAUUAUAUCACACACUUUCACUACUACUUUUUUUUUUUUUUUUGCCACAAAACGACAAUUUACAGUAUAAUUUCUAGAGACUGCUUUGGGAAUACUUUUUUUUUUUCUUUAAGCAUCAAAAUGGAACAGGACUCGUUGUCAUCUCUUAAUUUGCAGAUCUCCUGUGCAACUGUUUACAUAAUAAUAAAAAAAGCCUUGUACAACUGUUA
Neoarius graeffei (lesser salmon catfish) is the source of this 883-nucleotide messenger RNA. It is a transcript of the gene pdcd5, whose product is annotated as programmed cell death 5. The record is from RefSeq and is a predicted model, not a curated record. Gene Ontology annotation, molecular function: DNA binding. The transcript has 6 exons. Lineage: Eukaryota; Metazoa; Chordata; Actinopteri; Siluriformes; Ariidae. Gene Ontology annotation, cellular component: cytosol; nucleus. Bases 128 to 508 code for a protein of 126 amino acids.